Stegodyphus dumicola is the source of this 2232-nucleotide messenger RNA. RefSeq lists its product as uncharacterized. The record is from RefSeq and is a predicted model, not a curated record. NCBI's taxonomy places the organism in Eukaryota, Metazoa, Arthropoda, Arachnida, Araneae, Eresidae.
AGUAGUUGAAUAAAUCUGGCAACAUCGCGAAAAAGAAAAUGGUGGUGUAUGUUUCUAAAGUCUGUGAAACUGUUUAUGAUUUGAAAAUGUUUAUAUUUUGAAAAAAUAGCGUAUAGUCGUAAUAUUCUGUUUUCUAUGUAUAAAGAAGCAGAUGCCGAAAUGAGUUUCAACAGAGAAAAAGGUCUUUUCAAUGUCGCACCUGGUUUUCAUUUCCCGAAACGUGAACCAGGAAUUAUUAAAGCCCUUCAAAAGCUGCAUGAAAAGAUACAACGUUUAGAACAGGUUAGAAGGUCGGAGAAGCAGGCAAUAUCAGCUGAGGUACAGACUGGAGUUGAUGAUGGAGAUUUGACACUUACUGACAUCCAGUAUCUAUUGCUACUUCUGCAGCUUAAGUAUGUCCGCGGUAUUUUAAAGAAAAAAACUGUUGAUCAACAAAAUUCUGCAUCUUCAGAAGAAGUUACCAGGAGUAAAAGUUUAUCUAACAAUAACAUCCCAUUAUCUACAGGCAUUAAUUUAGGAAAUACAAGUGAUAGAUACGGCAAAAAUAAUCAAGAUAAAGAAACUCAGAUUGGCUCUAGUUUUGCGAAGGUUUAUUUACAGGAAGAGGAAAGGGAUAAUAGCAAACAGUGUCCAAUUAAAGAAAAUGGGAACAUUGUAAAGGUUGCUGCUGCAGUUCAGACAUUUGAUGAAACAGAUAAUACUGCCGAUUUCAAAUCUGAAAGUUCAAAACCUGUGCCUACAAAUUUUAAGUCGACUCAUCCACAUUACUUUCUAAAACUUUCUGAUGUGCCGUUCAUUAUUGGAGCUUCUACAUCAGAUAGCCAUUCUGUAAUUGCUAAUCUUCAGAAUAUUAUUGCAAAGUUGAAAUCUCACAACAAAGCAACCUGUGGUCAUAAACUUCCCAUUCAGCGCAAUUCAGUUCCUGCAACUAACAAGAAACAGAAGCAAGAGAGCGUAGAUACAUCUAAAAUGUUGAAGAAUUUAUAUAAAGAAUUGUCAGAACUUUCACAGAAACAAGAGGGACUGAAAGAAAAGAUUGAUCAUAUUGAAAAGAGAGAUCGGUUUGGAAGUAAAAUGGAACUUAGCUGUAGUCUAAAGAAAGGGAUACAUAAUCAAGGCAACUGUUCUCAAAAACCUUCUAAAAUGUCAUCUAAAGUUCAAGAAGAAAAAAUCAUUAUACCAAAUGUCAGGACCCAAUGUAACGUAACUUCACAAGGAAGACGUAAAUUCCUACAUUCUUUACAAGAUUUUAAAGCUCAUUUAUCAGACGAAGAUAUAUCCUGGAAUUAAAUUUAUAUUAGCAUUUUACUUGCAAUAGAAUGUACGGUAAUUUUAAAUCACAGUUUGUUAUUUAAUGGUUGAGAUUAAAUGUGACUGUAUGUCAGGAAAAUUAUGCAUGUGAAUCAUUUUAUAGUCCUAAAGCUAUUUUUUUACAUUUUUCAUAUUUUUACAAAAUACUCAGUUUUUAUACUUAAUGUCAUAGAAGCUUUAGAAGUUCUAGACUGGUAAAAUUAUUAAAAUGCUUUUUUAAAAGUAUAGUUUAAAAGCUUUUAAAAGAUUUUAUAUAACUAAGAUUAUAUUGUUUGAGAAUUUUUUUUUUUUUUUUUUUUUUUUUUUUUUUGCCCCUGUGUCUUUUCAGGAGUAUACAUAUUUCUGACUUUGGUUAUUUGAAAAAUGAUGCAUUGUUGCAUUAUGAUUUCUCAUUUUAUGUUUCCUUUACCUUAUUUAUAGAAAAAUGCUAUAUAGAAAUAAAAUUAUAUGUUCAUUAUCAUGCAAUAUAAAAGAUUCUCAUUAUAUUUUUAGAAUUGGUUCAGACACUUUUAAAAUUAGAAAUUAUAAUAAAAACCUAAUAUGUAUUGGUAAUAUCAUAUUUGUAAUGUAUUGUGUCAAGUAUUUGCCACUGGUUAAGCAAUGUUUAAAUGUCAGUUUCUGAUGUUUGCUUUAAUAGUGUAAUGUGUUGCAUUUUCUGGAUUUAGUAUUUCCCGUUAUUACAUAUGAAAGCCUCAAUAAAACUACAAAAUUUAAUUUUAAGUAUGUAUUUUAUAAUAAAUUUUUGAAGAUUUAUAUCAGUGUGCUACAUAGAAAAUGGUAAAAUAAUACAUUUUCUUUCAAAAAAUUGUUUGGAGUUGUUGGUACACUAAAUAGUAUAUAUCCAUGUUCAUCAUUAUCUUUGAAAAGACUAUUCUUAUGACUGUGCAUGUUUUUUAAUAAAGCAGUUUUAUAAUAUAAAAA